GUGGCCCCUGCAGCUGUGAGUGCUACACAUUACCAUCCAGACACUGCCUUCAUAUAGCACAUGGUAGCAUUCGGAAGCUACUUGUAGCGACGGACACCACCGGGCCCCAAACUCCGUGUAUUUCAGUUUUCAGUCUACAAGUUAAAGCUGUGAAACUUAACUUUGGAAACUUAGUUGUAAAGCACCUACAACUUUGAAGUCUUUGUUGAAAGGCGAGCUGUGAGCGAGUGUUAUAUAGCGAGUUUCUGAACUUUCCAAACACUUGUCCCACUUCGCCAUCAGCAGCUAAGCAGCAGCUAGCAUGUCGACCGGCACGAAUGAAGUUAAAAGCUGCCCCAUCCCGACCAGGGUGCUCACCCUGAAGGACUGGUCCCAGCUCCCCGACUGUUACAGCCAGACGCCAGGAGGGACCCUAUUCUCCACCACUCCUGGGGGCACCCGCAUCAUCUAUGACAGGAAGUUUCUGUUGGAUUGUCGAAACUCCCCUCUUGCCCGGACCCCCCCGUGCUGUCUGCCCCAGAUCCCAGGGGUAACAGUACCUGCUACACACCCCAUUGGGAAAUUGCAGGACCUCAAAGAGGAGGCUGAGGAGGAAGAGAAGGACAUUGCAGACGACAACCAGUUUGAGAUGGACAUCUGAGCUCCAGUAUUACCUCCUGUGGAGAGUUAGUGAAAACGCCUCCAAGGUCAUUAAUGACUGUAAUGCAUUACAUAUAAAGCUUUUUUUUUCACCUUUUUUAAAUUAAAGCUUUUGUGAGGAACCAAACAGAAUGGGAAGCUAGAAAACUGUAGGGUGUUUUUUACCCUAAAUAUGUAUGUUAAGCAAAGACAUGGUAUUUCAUGGGUUGAUGGGUUGCUCACUCACUACAGAGCUGCAGCAGGAUUGGAAAAGUCCAUUUUGAUUUCACUUUUUUUUAUCUUUUGUAAAUAAGAAAAUUGUACAAUGUAGCCUAUUUUUUAAGUUGGGGAAUAUGAGAUGAUUACAUUACGACAUGUAGAGUUUUUCACUGCAGGCAUCAGUUUUGUUUUGUUGUAUUUCCCCCAAAAAGGAUGGCUAACUUUCUUUGUGAUAGGCAAACCUGUGUCUCCUAGUACAGGGGGUCAGGGCCUACUGAAAAUCAGCUCCUACUGUUUUGUAUGGAGGGAGAGAUGAAAUGUGAAUAAUUUCAAAUAAAGGCUGUUCAAACUAUCA
Molecule: messenger RNA, 1192 nt
Organism: Chelmon rostratus (copperband butterflyfish)
Lineage: Eukaryota; Metazoa; Chordata; Actinopteri; Chaetodontiformes; Chaetodontidae
Gene: eif4ebp3l
Product: eukaryotic translation initiation factor 4E binding protein 3, like
Exons: 3
Coding region: 302-640 (112 amino acids)
Biological process (GO): negative regulation of translational initiation
Cellular component (GO): cytoplasm
Molecular function (GO): eukaryotic initiation factor 4E binding
Source: RefSeq, a predicted model, not a curated record